This is a messenger RNA of Ornithodoros turicata, 393 nucleotides long. RefSeq names its product mediator of RNA polymerase II transcription subunit 31-like (gene MED31). Gene Ontology annotation, biological process: regulation of transcription by RNA polymerase II. The transcript has a single exon. Gene Ontology annotation, cellular component: mediator complex; core mediator complex. NCBI's taxonomy places the organism in Eukaryota, Metazoa, Arthropoda, Arachnida, Ixodida, Argasidae. Gene Ontology annotation, molecular function: transcription coregulator activity. The record is from RefSeq and is a predicted model, not a curated record. The coding region runs from base 1 to 393 and encodes 130 amino acids.
AUGAACGUCAAAGAAACGGAAGAGCAACAAAAGUUACGCUUUCAGAUCGAAUUGGAGUUUGUACAGUGUUUAGCAAAUCCGGAAUAUUUAAACUUUCUCGCUCAGCGGGGCUACCUGAAAGACAAGGCCUUUGUCAACUACUUGAACUACUUACAGUACUGGAAAAAACCGGACUACGCCAGGUUCCUAAAGUAUCCAAUGUGCUUGUACUUUCUGGAACUGCUGCAGUAUGAACACUUCAGACGAGAGAUCACGAACGCUCAGUGCGCCAAGUUCAUCGAAGAUCAGCAGUUGCUACAUUGGCAGCAUUACACCAGAAAGCGAAUGCGACUCCUGCAGCCUCCGCAGCAAGAUACCGCUGCGGCUUCAACGACGCCGCUUUCACAGAAGUAG